CCCACGUGCUCAAGGCUGCCGGACGCUCGUCGUAUCUCAGAUACGGUUUCCUCGCGCACCUACCGAGGAUCAGACGUCACUGGUCGUCAGCCUUCGGCUCCGCGCGCGUGCUACCGGGAGAGCGGCGCAAAAAAAAGAGAGAGAGAAGAGAGAGAGAGAGAGAGAGAGAGAGAGAGAGAGUGCGCGCGUCGGCGCCGUCAUGAGAGCGGCGCGUGCGGACUCGACGUGCGCCGCGCGCACCGUUUCGACGCUUACACCAAGCGCGCGCUGCGUUAGAACGGCACGCGAAAGAGAUCGGUGGACGCGCGCGCGCGCAAAGGACGACACACACACAUUCCUCGCGGAACGAAUGACGACUUUGCGACCUCGUAAACACUAACCAACUAACACACACACACACACACACACACACACAAAACUCUUUGGAUUUGGAUCUUCAUCAUCAUCUUCAUCUUCAUCAUGCCGGUGCGGCGGGGUCACGUCGCGCCGCAAAACACCUUCCUGGGGAUCAUUAUUCGCAAAUUCGAGGGUCAGAAUAAGAAGUUUGUGAUAGCGAACGCACGCGUGCAAAACUGCGCCAUCAUCUUCUGCAACGACGGCUUCUGCGAGAUGACGGGUUACUCACGGCCGGACAUCAUGCAGAAGCCGUGCACGUGUGACUUCCUGCACGGGCAGCUGACCAAGCGGCACGCGGUCGCACAGAUAGCGCAGGCUCUGCUCGGCUCGGAGGAGAGGAAAGUGGAGAUCACGUACCACCGCAAAGACGGUUCCGAUUUCCUGUGCAACACCCACAUCAUCCCGGUGAAGAACGAGGAGGGCGUAGUCAUGAUGUUCAUCCUGAGCUUCGACUACAUCCUGGAGGACGGGAGCAUCGACUCGCUGGAGCGCAUCAACCACACGUCACCAUCCAGACCGCAACACAGAAAGGGCCGCUUCUUCCGUUUCCGCCUCCCCAUACCACUCAGCAUACUGGGACUGAGCAAGCAGUCCCUUCCUCAGGAGGACCCCGACGAGGUGACCGUCUACUCGCCCGAACAAAUCGACAUCCGCUCGUCCUGCUCAUCCUCGUCCUCCCUGUCUCUGUCACUCUCACCACACGGGCUUCGUCCGUCCACACAAGACAGCUGCAGCCCCUCCCAUGCCAACGACACCAGGGCUCUGAUCGGCCAGAACCUGCUCGAUUCCUCAUCUCCGGCGUCCGGGCCUCAGGACCAGUCUUCACUACGGGACACGAGGGAAAGGACGGAGCAUUGUGGAUCGGUGGGCAGCGGGAGCGUGUGCACUCUGCGCAGAGCCUCGUCCACACAAGACGUUGAGGGAUUAAAUACGCACGUGGACAGAACGUACCGCGGACGGCAUUCCAGUGAAGACAAUGGGCGAAGCAUUAAAGUAUCGCGCUCUUGGAUGGCUGGGGGGCCAUUCAGCCAGAUCAAGUGCAGUCUUCUGGGCUCCACAUCCGACUCGAACCUCACCAAAUACAGCACCAUCAACAAGAUCCCUCUCAUCACGCUCAACUUCUCCGAGUCCAGCAACGACAAGCGGCCCGCCUCGCCGCCCUCCUCCGAGAAAACCAUCAUCGCGCCAAAGGUCAAAGAUCGCACACACAAUGUCACGGAGAAGGUCACACAGGUGUUGUCUUUGGGUGCCGACGUGCUUCCAGAGUACAAGCUCCAGACGACGCGCAUCGACAAGUUCACCAUCCUGCACUACAGCCCGUUCAAGGCGGUGUGGGACUGGCUGAUCCUGCUGCUGGUCAUCUACACGGCCAUCUUCACACCGUACAGCGCCGCCUUCCUGCUCAACGACCCCGAGGAGAAGAAGAGUCGCGUGUGUGGCUACUCGUGUAACCCGCUCAACGUGGUCGACCUCAUCGUGGACAUCAUGUUCAUCGUCGACAUCCUCAUAAACUUCCGCACCACGUACGUGAACGCCAACGACGAGGUGGUCAGUCAUCCGGGCAGGAUCGCCGUGCACUACUUCAAAGGAUGGUUCCUGAUCGACAUGGUGGCCGCCAUUCCCUUCGACCUCCUCAUCUUCGGAUCGGGAUCAGAGGAGACCACGACUCUAAUCGGGCUCCUGAAGACGGCCCGGCUGCUGCGUCUGGUGCGUGUGGCGCGUAAGCUGGACCGUUACUCGGAGUACGGCGCCGCGGUUCUAAUGCUGCUGAUGUGCAUCUUCGCGCUGAUCGCCCACUGGCUGGCGUGUAUCUGGUACGCCAUCGGCAACGUGGAGAAACCCUACCUGAAGCACACCAUCGGCUGGCUCGACAACCUCGGCAUGUCCAUCGGCAAGCAGUACAACUACAGUGACCCCUCCUCGGGCCCGUCGAUCAAGGACAAGUACGUGACGGCGCUGUAUUUCACGUUCAGCAGCCUGACAAGCGUCGGCUUCGGGAACGUCUCGCCCAACACUAACUCGGAAAAGAUUUUCUCCAUCUGCGUCAUGCUGAUCGGCUCCCUGAUGUAUGCCAGCAUUUUCGGGAACGUUUCCGCCAUCAUCCAGCGUCUGUACUCAGGAACGGCGCGAUAUCACCUGCAGAUGCUCCGCGUCAAGGAGUUCAUCCGCUUCCACCAGAUCCCCAACCCACUGCGCCAGAGGCUCGAGGAGUAUUUCCAACACGCCUGGACCUACACCAACGGCAUCGACAUGAACAUGGGAUUUCCUGAAUGUCUGCAGGCUGAUAUCUGUCUACAUCUCAAUCAGUCUCUGCUGCAGGACUGUAAGGCCUUCCGAGGGGCCAGUAAAGGGUGUCUGCGUGCUUUGGCUAUGCGUUUCAAGACGACACACGCCCCGCCCGGUGAUACCCUGGUGCACUGCGGGGACGUGCUCACCGCCCUGUAUUUCCUCGGCCGAGGAUCUAUUGAGAUCCUGAAGGACGACAUCGUGGUGGCUAUUUUAGGCAAGAACGACAUCUUCGGAGAGAUGAUCCAUCUGUAUGCCAAACCUGGCAAAGCCAACGCGGACGUGCGAGCUCUCAGCUACUGCGACUUACACACCAUCGACAGAGAGGAGUUACUGGAGGUGCUGGACAUGUACCCGGAGUUCUCAGACUACUUCUGGUCCAACCUGGAGCUCACAUUCAAUCUGCGUGAUGAGAACACCAAGUUCAGUGGUGUUCGCCCGAGGAACCUGUACACACCAGUGAGCGACUCGGAGCAGGAGGAGUUCAACACCGGGACUAAAGCCUGUUUCAAAAGCAAGCAAUCUACAGGGACUCGACACCGAGGGGUGGAGAGAGACAGAGAUGAGCUACAGGGACAGGACGAGGAGGAGGAGGAGGAGGAGAAGAGAGAAGAGAAAGAGGCAGAUGAGAAAGAGGGAGAUGAGAAAGAGGAGAAGAGAAAUUUGAGCUUGGGGAUCCUCGGUCAUUCCCUCCCUCGCGACAUGGACACACUCCCGGACUCCCACAGUGAAGACUGCACAGCAUUGUAUAAAGUGUCCCCAGAUGUAUGUUCUGAGAAAUGGCCUUGUGGGAACAUCGAUGACUCGACACAACCUCAGGACAGAGAAGGCGGAGUCGACUGCAACAGUGACAUCACAUUUGUGGAAAUGGAGCAGAGGCUGGACUUGCUGCAGGAACACCUGAACAGAUUGGAGGUUCAGAUGACGUCCGACAUCCAGGCAAUUCUGCAGAUGCUGCAGAGGCAGAGCACCCUGGGGCCUCCAGCCUACAGCACUUUAGCCUCGAGCCCUGAAUACCACAAGCCGGCCAUCAGAGUGCAGCCGAGUACUGCUAUACACACACAGUCUUCACAGAGUCGUGAUGUAGAAAAGCCCAGCCAGAGAGACAAACCCAAAGACUCCCCGAGUCCCACCACCUCGGAGGCGACCUCCAGGAUAAAAGACUCAGAGUGGGAGGCGGAGCUAAGACCCAGACAGGAAACGGAGCGCUCUGGUUCGCCGCAUCACAGGGCUCUUCAGCUGUCAAUCAGACAGACGUCCCUCCCAGAUUCGUCUCCGAACAAGGGGGCGACACCAGAACUCCACCGGCCCUCGUCCGACCCCGGGCUUCCAGGGAACCAGCAUUAGGUCAUCACAGAUAUCCACUUAAUGCGACUUGUUUAUAAUGCAUUAGAACCAUAUCUGGAAGAAGGAUGCCACUGACUCCUCUCACACUGGAAACCAGCGCACGCUAGACUCAGGGUUCAGAGAAAACGUGUGAGAGAGAGAAAGAGAAAGAACAAGAGAGACACUGAAAAUCUGUAUGCAACAUACACUAUGUUAAUUAUCUUCCAAAUCAUUAUUUUUUUUUGGCUUUCUGACUCGCACAGAUGUGAAACAAACAAAAAACUUCGAAUGUAUUUCUUCAGUGUGACUGCACGCAAAAUUAGCCGCGCUGAACAUGCAGCCGUAGCAACAGAAAAGCUGCAUGCUGGGGAGGAUGUUGUUUUUUUUGUCGCAUGUUUCUAAAGAAAAAAAAAAAGUCAUGCUGCUUAACACAUUUUAGCUUUUUUUCCCUCAAAAUUGGUUAAGAAAAUAAAUACUAGAAUAUUUUCCUGGAUUUCUAGAGCAGGUUUUAACACCGAGAGAAUCCAGACGAAGAAUCAGGAAGAACCAAUUCAUCUCAGAAUCCACUCAUGUGCUGUGUUCAAAUCCCCCCUCCUCACUCGGGCCUGGAAAAUAGGAUGAUAGAACAAAAAAAGUUCACAGGGGUGGAGAAAGACCUGAUCCAGAUCAUCAGAGGUGUGCAUCAGCCCGGAUAAGUGUGUGUUUAAUGUAUAAAAAUAGGAAAUAAAAGUAAAAAAAAAAAAAAUUACAUUAAUAAAAUGUACAGCACUAAGACUAUAUUUUUGUGCCACGUUAAAAAAAAUAAUAAUUUGAGAUUAAAGUCAUAGCAAUAUGAGAAUAAAAUCACAAUAUUUUGAGAAAAAGUUAUGAGAAUAAAGUUUUAUUUCGAGAAUAAAGUGCUGAGUGCACUGGUGCUCUGCUCCGUCCUCUGAUCAUCAUCUUCAUGGUAUCUUGAGAAACGUCUCGUCUUGGAAUAGCAGCCAGAAAGAUCCAGUUUCCUCAAUGUCUCUCAGAACUGCGCCAAAAGACAGAGAAUUGCCUUAUUGCUAAAUCCGAACCUAAAGUGGGAUUCGACCAAAUCCUCAGCAUCCAUUUGAUGCAAAAAAAAAAGCUAAACGUUUCUCAUAAUUACCACAUCAUCUCGUAUUGCUACGACUUUAUUCUCACUCAUUGGCAUCUCCAUCGUAAAUCGGGGAACUACCUGUAAUAGGAGCCAAUCUUUUAUUGUUACACUUUAUGGACAAAAAAUAUUGGGACCCCAAAACGGUUGUCUUCAUUGGCAUGAAACUUUCCCUUUACUGAAACACCUCACCUACAUCAGUACCUGACUUUACAAACACACUUGUGUCUGAGUGAGGCUCAAAUCUCCACAAGCACACUCCAGAAUCUUGUGGAACAUCUUCCCAGAAGAGUGGGAGGAACAAUGAGUUUUGAGACUAAAUUGGGACUAAAUGUAGACUUGAACCAGGUGUCUACAAACAACAAAACAACAACAACAAAAGAUUUCCAAAUGUAAAUUCCGAAUAUAAAAUUCCCGAUAUAAACCCUCGUACAAACAAUUUUACCAAUGAACGCAUACGUAUGCCGCUUGAUAAAUGAGGGGAACCAGAUUCUCACUUUUUAUGCUUUUUUCUAUGUCGUAUUUAAAGCUAAAUCUAAUUAUAUCUAUCUAAUGAAUAUUCAUAUUUUAAAUGCAAUAGCAUAUGGACAAAUACAACUAAAAGGUUGUAGACGACCUUUAGGAUAAUAGCGUAUUAGCUCAGAUUAAACUAAAUGACACAAACUAUUUGGGGGGAUUUCUUGGUACAUUGGGGUUCAUUGUGGGAUUUAAAGAUUACGCCGGAUUUCGUCCUGAAUCCAGUGAAUGAGGCUCGGAUUUGAACACAGCCGUCUCCCCUCCCCCCCGUCAACGUUCACUUAACACUGUACACUCAGUAUUGCGUCUCUGCACUGACUCGGGCUGCGAACCUGAUCGCGAUGUUUACUCGGUCGUCAUGCUUUUAUUAUUUAUACGUUUUAAUUUUAACGUAGCGUUCCUGCGUUGCUGUUUCUCGAACACUGGAUUCGCUGAUCUGAAUCAUGUCUAUUCUACCUGUAGAUAAAGUUUUAUUGUCUUACACGUUUAGAUUUGAGAACGAUGAGUCGAUGAGUUCGAGCUCCUGUACGCUACAGAGGAACGUGGCGUCCGUUUACACGUCGAACGAUGACGUUUAUUUUCAAUGCGUUUGAAAUGAAGUACGACGACGCAAAAUUGGCACGUAGCGAAUCCCAGCCAGACCUCUGUGCUGUCCCUUUCCAUGACGUCUGUCCCGCAUGUCCUUUUAUUUACUGAAGUACUGCAUCGAAAACGCACAUCAUUUAAUAUGUAAAGCUCCAACUGACAUGCAUGUUGUAACCAAAGUGUGGUCUCUUUAGCAUAUCAUAUUCCGCUCAGCGUGUAGGCGAAGAGUGUCGCGUCGUACGCCACACUGAGAAAAAAAAAACACGGUCUUCCGGGGGAGUUUCGGCGUAAACUCCGGCGUGUGCAUGUCUUAACAGGGACCACCCACUCUAGAGUAGAGUUUUAGACACGAGAUGAAUGUGAGUAGAUGGUAGAUUAUAUUUAUCAUAUAUCCAAACAUUUCCACGGGAAGACGUUGCUGUAGCUUUGGUGAUGAUGAUAAACUUAAAAACGGAAAGGUUUCAUUUCAGAGCCAUGUUCGGAGUUGAGUAAGGCUGCCUUCACCCUUCUUUUGUGCUGAUAUUUGUAAAGAAAAAAACGUUUCAUUCCUAAUAACUAUUCAUCAAGCAGGAUCUCUACAUUAUAUGUAGUUUUCCUGAGUAAUGCUGAUGAUCUUUACUGUAGGUAACAAAGGUAUGACUGCUGCAUAAAUUUUGUGCAUUCGGGUCACGGCACCAAAUUUAUGUAUCAUGGGUAAGAUGGACAUCAGGAAACCAGAAGACCACCAAUAGUGAGAUCCACUAUGUUUAUUCUCAAUUUUAGAAACAGCUUUUACUUUUCUGGAGUAGACAGGAAACGUUUCGGAGGGAAAAGCCUUCGUUCUUUGAAACCUUGUGAAGUUCACAAAACAUUUUAAAUAAAUCAAAUUAAAUGUCAACACAAUUGCAAACAAAAAUUAUUCUAAAUAAUUCAAUCAAUUCACACCAUCUACAUUCAGACUUGGAUCAAAUCAUGAGAACUUCCUGAGCCAAAUGUGAAAGCAGCCUUACUGAGACCUCAAACCCGAGGAAACAUUUUUUGGAAUUACGUUCAUGAUCACUACAUGAUUGUAAUGUAAUUAUAACAGCACUAUCCAUGACAUUUAUCCUCUCUAGAUGUUCUCUAUAGUUUAAAGGAAUCUGUAUCUGGGCCAGAACCCAAAGAACUGAACUAAAAAAACAGGGAUUUUUCAGUUAGAACACUGAUUUCAGUUGAUUUGAGUUCGUCACGGCUUCACGGAUUUAUAAGCUUCCAGUGGAAACGCUGCUGUAUGUUGGUUUCAGAGGUCUGAGCCUCAAAACACCUCAAACUCCCACCCAACCCCAGGUCUACGAUCAGCUCUGGCUUGUUUCGCGCCUCAACCUGAUCCUGGAUCUGAGGUCUUGGCAACCCGUGAGCCGAGUGCGAUAGAAUUUUGCACCGAUUUUUGCACAAGCACUGCAAAACCUUUUCUGUACAGCAUCACCUUUUGAUCUAGUGCUGUUGUUUUUACCGCAUUUUGAAAUGUCUCCCGGUGUUUUUUCUACGACGCAAAGCACACUGUCAGGUCAGAACGUUUCCUUUUUCUUUCCUUUUCUUUUUUCUUUACGUUUCUUGGAUAUAAGCAGUAUAUUGUAUGUAUUAUAUAUUACACUGUAUAUUGGGAAUAAUAUCAGACCUGAUAAUGACACACUUAUUUAAAACAAAUAAACAGGAAACUGCUGCGAA
This is a messenger RNA of Silurus meridionalis, 7915 nucleotides long. It is a transcript of the gene kcnh7a, whose product is annotated as potassium channel, voltage gated eag related subfamily H, member 7. The record is from RefSeq and is a predicted model, not a curated record. Gene Ontology annotation, cellular component: membrane. Gene Ontology annotation, molecular function: inward rectifier potassium channel activity. Bases 460 to 4029 code for a protein of 1189 amino acids. Lineage: Eukaryota; Metazoa; Chordata; Actinopteri; Siluriformes; Siluridae. The transcript has 17 exons. Gene Ontology annotation, biological process: potassium ion transmembrane transport; regulation of heart rate by cardiac conduction; membrane repolarization during action potential.